This is a messenger RNA of Brassica napus (rape), 532 nucleotides long. Its product is annotated as probable calcium-binding protein CML32. The transcript has a single exon. Bases 108 to 521 code for a protein of 137 amino acids. The record is from RefSeq and is a predicted model, not a curated record. NCBI's taxonomy places the organism in Eukaryota, Viridiplantae, Streptophyta, Magnoliopsida, Brassicales, Brassicaceae. Gene Ontology annotation, molecular function: calcium ion binding.
UCAGUCCUAAUCUAAUUAUUUUAUAAAUUAAAAAUAUGGAAAACUUAUAAAGUUUUAUAAAUACACGUCCAAAUAUUCCAAGGUUGUUAAAUUAUCAAUACCAAGUCAUGUCUAGAGCAAAAGAUUUUAAAGAAGCUUUCAAGAAGAUUGAUCAGUACAAUAAUGGUGAGAUUUCAUGGGAAGAAUUAAAUUUUCAUGGCAUACGCAACCGUUCUCUUCCUAUGACGAUGUCUCAAGUCGAUAAUAUGUUUGGAGAGCUUGAAACUGAUGGCGAAGACCGAGUUUUCGGAGCUUCUAAAUAUCUUGUUAAUCAGCUUCAUUCAUCUCUUCCGGUUAAACAUGAAGAUGUGAUUAAUGAAGAGCUGAAGAACGAGGUUAGUAUGCUUAAACAUGAUAGUAGUGCUAAGAAAAUUGAGAAUCAGGUUGAAAUUCCGAAGACACCAGUUGUUGAAGAGAAGAGCUCCAAAGAGUUGGAAGAUUGGGUUGUAGUAGAGAAGAGCUCCAAAGAGUUGGAAGAUUGAGAAUCAGAUUG